CGGGACCCCUGCUAAGCGGCCCCGGGCGCUGGCCGCCCCUCGAGCCUGCUCGGAAUGCGUUCAGUGGGUCUGGCCAUUGGCUCCUGUUUAAACAGCGAUUGUCAUGCAAUAGAAACCGCCCGGGUCCUGGAUGCCACUUGGUCGUUGUCACUCCGGAUGCCCGCGUAGGGCGUUUAUCUGGACCAGAGCAUCGGCAGCUGGGACCUGGCUGUGGUUCACAAGCUCGUGAAUUAGCAGGUUCUUAACUAGACUUUGGGCUCCUUGAGGAUAUUCAGUUUUAUACGUUUGAAUAUCCUCUCACCAUGUUCAGCGGAAAAUACCAUUCUUAAUGAUUAUCCUCAACAAGACGGGUGUGAGAAGAUUGCUGUUGUAUUUCAAUCAUGGUGCAGAAAUACCAGUCGCCAGUGAGGGUGUACAAAUACCCCUUUGAAUUAAUUAUGGCUGCCUAUGAAAGGAGGUUCCCUACGUGUCCUUUGAUUCCGAUGUUCGUGGGCAGUGACACUGUGAAUGAAUUCAAGAGUGAAGAUGGGGCUAUUCAUGUCAUUGAAAGGCGCUGCAAGCUGGAUGUCGAUGCACCCAGACUGCUGAAGAAGAUUGCAGGAGUUGAUUAUGUUUAUUUUGUCCAGAAAAACUCACUGAAUUCUCGGGAACGUACUUUGCACAUUGAGGCUCAUAAUGAAACAUUUUCCAAUCGGGUCAUCAUUAACGAGCAUUGCUGCUACACCGUUCACCCUGAAAAUGAAGAUUGGACCUGUUUUGAACAGUCUGCAAGUUUAGAUAUUAAAUCUUUCUUUGGUUUUGAAAGUACUGUGGAAAAAAUUGCAAUGAAACAAUAUACCAGCAACAUUAAAAAAGGAAAGGAAAUCAUUGAAUACUACCUUCGCCAGUUAGAAGAAGAAGGCAUAACCUUUGUGCCCCGUUGGACUCCGCCUUCCAUCACGCCCUGUUCAGAGACAUCUUUGUCAUCCUGCAAGAAACAAGCAGCGUCCAUGGCCGUCGUCAUCCCAGAUGCUGCCCUCAAGGAGGGGCUGAGUGGUGAUGCCCUCAGCAGCCCCAGUGCACCUGAGCCCGUGGUGGGCACCCCUGACGACAAACUAGAUGCCGACUACAUCAAGAGAUACCUGGGCGAUUUGACUCCGCUGCAGGAGAGCUGCCUCAUUAGACUUCGCCAGUGGCUCCAGGAGACCCACAAGGGCAAAAUUCCAAAAGAUGAGCAUAUUCUUCGGUUUCUCCGUGCGCGGGAUUUUAAUAUUGACAAAGCCAGAGAGAUCAUGUGUCAGUCUUUGACGUGGAGAAAGCAGCACCAGGUAGACUACAUUCUUGAAACCUGGACCCCUCCUCAGGUCCUUCAGGAUUACUACGCGGGAGGCUGGCAUCAUCACGACAAAGAUGGGCGGCCCCUCUACGUGCUCAGGCUGGGGCAGAUGGACACCAAAGGCUUGGUGAGAGCGCUCGGGGAGGAAGCCCUGCUGAGAUACGUUCUCUCCAUAAAUGAAGAAGGGCUAAGGCGAUGCGAAGAGAAUACGAAAGUCUUCGGUCGGCCUAUCAGCUCGUGGACCUGCCUGGUGGACUUGGAGGGGCUGAACAUGCGCCACCUGUGGAGACCUGGUGUGAAAGCCCUGCUGCGGAUCAUCGAGGUGGUGGAGGCCAACUACCCGGAGACGCUGGGCCGCCUGCUCAUCCUGCGGGCGCCCAGGGUGUUUCCUGUGCUCUGGACGCUGGUUAGUCCGUUCAUUGAUGACAACACCAGAAGGAAAUUCCUCAUUUAUGCCGGAAAUGACUACCAGGGUCCUGGAGGCCUGCUGGACUACAUCGACAAAGAGAUUAUUCCAGAUUUCCUGAGUGGAGAGUGCAUGUGCGAAGUGCCAGAGGGCGGACUGGUCCCCAAAUCUCUGUACCGGACUGCGGAGGAGCUGGAGAACGAAGACCUCAAGCUCUGGACUGAGACCAUUUACCAGUCUGCAAGUGUCUUCAAAGGAGCCCCGCACGAGAUUCUCAUUCAGAUCGUGGAUGCCUCGUCAGUUAUCACUUGGGAUUUCGACGUGUGCAAAGGGGACAUUGUCUUUAACAUCUAUCACUCCAAGAGGUCGCCACAGCCAGCCAAAAAGGACUCGCUGGGAGCCCACAGCAUCACCUCUCCAGGUGGGAACAACGUGCAGCUCAUAGACAAAGUCUGGCAGCUGGGCCGCGACUACAGCAUGGUGGAGUCGCCGCUGAUCUGCAAAGAAGGAGAAAGCGUGCAGGGUUCCCAUGUGACCAGGUGGCCGGGCUUCUACAUCCUGCAGUGGAAAUUCCACAGCAUGCCCGCGUGCGCUGCCAGCAGCCUGCCCCGGGUGGACGACGUGCUCGCAUCCCUGCAGGUCUCUUCACACAAGUGUAAAGUGAUGUACUACACCGAGGUGAUCGGCUCGGAGGAUUUCAGAGGUUCCAUGACGAGCCUGGAGUCCAGCCACAGCGGCUUUUCCCAGCUGAGUGCCGCCACCACCUCCUCCAGCCAGUCCCACUCCAGCUCCGUGCUCUCCAGAUGGCGAUUUUGCUGACAGCUGCCAAGAAAAUGCUUCACUGAAGAGUCCUCAUGUGCCCAGAGAUGUUUAUAGAACUGUUUGAAUUGCAGCCAUCCCCUGCCCCCUCCCAGGCUGAAGAUCUGUUCUUUUUAAGUUGAUUCGGGAGUGGCAUUCUUUUCUCCCCAAAGAGUUUAGUGCAUCGUGAAGAGCUCAAAGCACAUGACGGCACAAAUGCUUACAGGGUUUCCUCCCGAGUAAUCCAGGCUCACUCCCCUUGUAAGGGAAUUCUGGGGCAGCUAUGGUUUGAGGAUGCAGUUGGCAUCGUGUCUCUACUUUUAGUACCUUGCCACUCUUUUAAAACGCUGCUGUCAUUUCCCGUUUCUUAGUACUAAUGAUUCUUUGAUUUUCCCUCUAUUACUUAUGUCUUAAUUCACUUUCCUUCCUAAAUUUGUUAUUUGCAUAUCAAAUUCUGUAAAUGUUUUGUAAACAUAUUACCUCACUUGGUAAUACAAUACUGAUAGUCUUUAAAAGAUUUUUUUAUUGUUAUCAAUAAUAAAUGUGAACUGUUUAAAGAAAA
Mandrillus leucophaeus (drill) is the source of this 3081-nucleotide messenger RNA. RefSeq names its product SEC14-like 1 (S. cerevisiae) (gene SEC14L1). Gene Ontology annotation, biological process: negative regulation of RIG-I signaling pathway. The transcript has 18 exons. The record is from RefSeq and is a predicted model, not a curated record. Gene Ontology annotation, cellular component: cytosol; cytoplasm. The coding region runs from base 381 to 2540 and encodes 719 amino acids. Gene Ontology annotation, molecular function: RIG-I binding. NCBI's taxonomy places the organism in Eukaryota, Metazoa, Chordata, Mammalia, Primates, Cercopithecidae.